CUUCUCUUAUGAGCGAUGGAAGGGUUAAACACAAACAGCUGGGUCCUGAAAUCUCCAUUCAGCAUCACUAACCUACUCCAAGAUGUGGCCUCAAGCGGCGCUCCCAAGGGACCACUGUCAUCACCGUUGUUGAGGGAAGACGAGGACGUCGUCGUAGCAGCAGCAGCAGCAGCAGCAGCAGCAGCCGCUGGUGAGGAACGGCAGAGGUUGAGAAAAGAAGAUCUUCCUGGCGAAAGGAGAGGGAAGCACGAGAAGCCGCCUUUCAGCUACAAUGCCCUGAUCAUGAUGGCCAUCCGCCAGAGCCCGGAAAAACGCCUGACUCUCAACGGCAUCUACGAGUUCAUCAUGGGCAGCUUCCCUUACUACAGGGAGAACAAGCAAGGCUGGCAGAACUCCAUCCGCCACAAUCUCAGCCUCAACAAAUGCUUCGUCAAGGUGCCCCGGCACUACGACGACCCUGGCAAGGGCAACUACUGGAUGCUCGACCCUUCCAGCGAGGACGUCUUCAUCGGAGGGCCCACCGGAAAGCUGCGCAGGAGGCCGUCCACUUCCCGGACCAAGCUGGCCUUCAGGAGAGGAGCUCGGCUGGCUUCGGCUGGGGUGACCCUGGCCGGAUCUCUCUAUUGGCCUCUGCCUCCUCUUUACAGUGCCUCCUCAGCCUACCUGAGCCACCCCCCUGGCACCUUCUCUUCCGUUUUCUCCCACCAGGCUAUUUCUCCUCCAGCGGGGCACAGACAGGUGGAAGUAGAUGGCUCGUACACCAACCACCAGCAGAUUGCCACAGCCAUGAGCCUCUUAAACAAGCCCAAGAGUGAGAUGACCCCAGAGGAGCUGCAGAAGAGGGAGGAGGAAGAGUUCAACACAGGGCCCCUUUCUGUUCUCACCCAGUCUGUCAAAAACAAUACUCAGGUGCUGAUCAACUGUCGAAACAACAAGAAGCUGCUUGGCCGGGUCAAAGCCUUUGACAGGCACUGCAACAUGGUGUUGGAAAACGUUAAGGAGAUGUGGACAGAGGUGCCCAAGAGUGGGAAAGGCAAGAAGAAAUCGAAACCUGUCAACAAGGACCGCUACAUCUCCAAGAUGUUCCUGCGUGGAGAUUCAGUCAUUGUGGUGCUGAGGAACCCCCUAAUCGCUGGCAAAUAAUCAGCUGUCAGCAGGCUGUGGUUGCUUGAGAGCCUAGUCCAGCAAAGAGUUGUCUUUAGGGUAAUCACCAAGAGACUGUUGGUUAUGGUCUUCUUAUUGAUUGAAUCAUUUUUGAGCUCCGAAUAUUUAGUACCCUGAUGAAGGAAAGUGCAAAGUUGCUAUUCAUCCAAUCCUCCAACACAUGGUUAUGUUCAUAUAUGUGGCCUGACGUAAUUUUCUUUUGUAAUAAACAUUUUGUUAAAA
This is a messenger RNA of Lacerta agilis (Sand lizard), 1386 nucleotides long. RefSeq names its product small nuclear ribonucleoprotein D2 polypeptide (gene SNRPD2). The transcript is spliced from 3 exons. Gene Ontology annotation, molecular function: DNA-binding transcription factor activity; sequence-specific double-stranded DNA binding; RNA binding. Gene Ontology annotation, cellular component: small nuclear ribonucleoprotein complex; nucleus. Gene Ontology annotation, biological process: regulation of transcription by RNA polymerase II; RNA splicing. Bases 16 to 1143 code for a protein of 375 amino acids. Lineage: Eukaryota; Metazoa; Chordata; Lepidosauria; Squamata; Lacertidae. The record is from RefSeq and is a predicted model, not a curated record.